UGCCCCAGGUGUUGGUUCGAUCACUUCCCUGCUUCCACUUCACUAGAUGGUAUCAUCAUCUUCUAGCAGUGAGUGAGUAGCUACCUACCUAGCUAGUGACUGACAAGGUCCAGCUGAAAGAGACUGCACACCAGGUGUUCGAUCAUUUGCCUGACAAGGAUUCUGCAUAACUGUUUGUUGUUAACUUGUCGUUGGUUCAUCAUGUGUGCUGGAGAAGAAGUGAAGGAUUUGCAUCUGGAGACUAUAUGCUUCUUGAAGUUCUUGAUCGGGACUCAGCCAUUUGUGGAUUGUUCGAACCGCCUGCAUCAGAAGAGAUAGCGCACUACUGCAUGCACACCAGGAAUAACUGCUAAUGCUGCAAACGGAUGCAGUUCCCUGAAUGGUUCUUCAUGGAACCCAGUCAUUGGGCAGGAAGCAACUCUAUUAUCUGGGCCAAGGGCAUCAGUGAGAAGAUCUGCUGCAAGAGUACUAUGCGAGAGCAAGGGGGGAAUGAAAGCAAAGUCCAGGAGGAGCAAACUCACUUUCAGGAAAAAGACCGAAGUGGACUGAGGUUUCAGAUGGAGCUCCAAUUGCCGCUGCAUCCCCCCACAAGACACAAGGCCAUGAGGAGGAGCUCUUCAGCUGCACCUAGCCUGAAACAGGAGCAGGUAGAUGCUAGCAAUCUUCAGGAAGGUGUCCUGGGCAGCCUUGAGCUUAGGCUUGGCAUCUCUUCAGACAAUGGUCUGAGUGGUGGUGGUGGUGCUACUAGUACUGGUCCAUGGCUUGGUGUUGGAGUGCACCCAUGGAGCCUGGCUGCCAGGCAAGACAAGGCAGCCCUGGAGCAAGCUCAGCAGAGGCCUAAUGAGUGUCCUCCCGCCCAAAGAGAAGAUCGCCCUCAGCUGGUCGGGUGGCCACCAGUGCGCACGUUCCGCAAGAACCUGUGCACCCCAAGAUCUGCAUCUUCUGACGACCUGAGCAAAGUGGAACCCUGCUCUGAACAAGAAGAAGACCAUGGAAACACUGGAGUUUCAGGAGGACAUGAGAGGCCAGCCAUGUUUGUGAAGGUGAACCUGGAAGGCUAUGCCGUCGGGAGGAAGAUCAACCUGGCGGCGCACUCCGGCUACGCAUCGCUGUCUGCAGCACUGCAGAGCAUGUUCCAUGGCUUCCUGUCAGAUGGAUAUGGGAGGAUUGCCACCAGAGAUGAUGAAGAAGAUCAGCUGGGCAUGAUGAUCAAGAACUACAUCCUUCUGUACGAGGACAACGAGGGCGACCGCAUGCUCGUCGGCGACGUCCCGUGGGAGAUGUUCAUCGCAUCGGUGAAGAGGCUGUACAUAGCUCAUGACCCUAGAGCUGAUCACUGAAACCUACAGCAGCAGCAGCAAUGGUGACAGCAAGAACAGUGCUGCAGGAGGAUCAUGUGCUGAGGAAGUUUCUGUGCAUCUCUAGCAGAACUGCAAAUGACCCGUGCACGCAUCUCGAGGAGCAUGGACUGUCCAGAUAUGCAUGGCCUGCCCCUCCAAUGGGCUAGCUGCAGAACAAUCUGCAUCAAAGCUCUGAGUUAGCUCACCUGUUAAACAGAUAGUAAUUUUUGUUUUACCUUGUAGGAAGUUUUGCUUGUGCAAUCGAAUCGGGCCAGUUAAACGUUCAUGUAAAAAAUUGUUGCCGAUUAAGUGUUAAAUCCUCUUCCCCAUGUAAGCGCAUUAUGAACCUACAUGCACCUUUGCGCUUUCA
Molecule: messenger RNA, 1710 nt
Organism: Brachypodium distachyon (stiff brome)
Lineage: Eukaryota; Viridiplantae; Streptophyta; Magnoliopsida; Poales; Poaceae
Product: auxin-responsive protein IAA25
Exons: 8
Coding region: 366-1340 (324 amino acids)
Biological process (GO): regulation of DNA-templated transcription
Cellular component (GO): nucleus
Molecular function (GO): protein binding
Source: RefSeq, a predicted model, not a curated record